This is a messenger RNA of Hyla sarda, 1488 nucleotides long. Its product is annotated as olfactory receptor 1019-like. The record is from RefSeq and is a predicted model, not a curated record. Gene Ontology annotation, molecular function: odorant binding; G protein-coupled receptor activity; olfactory receptor activity. Gene Ontology annotation, biological process: sensory perception of smell; G protein-coupled receptor signaling pathway. The transcript has 4 exons. Lineage: Eukaryota; Metazoa; Chordata; Amphibia; Anura; Hylidae. Gene Ontology annotation, cellular component: membrane. The coding region runs from base 1 to 1488 and encodes 495 amino acids.
AUGGCGCUUACGGCCUCUACAGUUGGAGUUUCUCAGAAAGUGGAACAGAACUUCCUAGGAUCUGGAAGCAGUACACAGACUUUCUCUCGCUACCAGGAAAUCCCUUCAGUAGUGGAUAAACCUCAAAGACGGUGUAUCCUUGGAAGAACCUAUCUGGAUGACACUCACGACAGACUCCUCAGGAUCAGGGUGGAGUGCUCAUCUAGGGCUCCAGACCACCUCAGCAUUCUGGAUGAUAGAAGAAAAUCAACUAUCUUCAAAUGUGAAAGAGCUAGCCUAUGUGUUCCCACCAACCUUGAUGAUUCCGAGGGUCUUACCAAGAUCAAGCAAGAUCAGGCCAUGGUAAUAGCGAUCAUUCCAUUUUGGCCGAAGAGGUUGUGGUUUUCUGUUCUGAUGAUGAUAUCUCAGGGAAUCUAUUGGGAGUUGGCCCUGCGACCAGACCUUGUCUCUCAGGGAACCCAGUUUUGCCACAGCCUAAAAACUUUCCACCUAACAGCCUGGAAGUUGCCCUUGGUCAUUAACCGCUUCUCUCAGAAAGUUGUUGCUCCCUCUCCUGUCUCUGGUCAUGGAGCGUAUAAUGCAUCAUCAGAAAAAGCUUUUCACUUUUUAGGAUUUGGUGAUCAAGGAAAGCUUCAGAUUUUCUUCUUUCCAGUCUUCCUGUCUAUGUAUCUAAUCACUGUUUCAGGGAACCUGGGAAUCAUGCUGCUUAUAGUGGCAGAUACUCAUCUGCACACACCGAUGUAUAUUUUCCUUUGUAACCUGGCAUUUAUUGACCUUUGGUAUUCUUCAGGCAUCACACCUAAAAUGUUGGCUGAUUUAGUUACAGUGGAGAAAAGAAUAUCGUAUAUUGGGUGUGCAUGCCAAAUGUAUUUCUUCGUUGCCCUUGGGAGUAGUGAAAGUUUUUCACUUGCAGUCAUGGCCUUUGAUCGCUAUGUAGCCAUAUGUAAUCCUCUCCUUUACCUGAAGAUCAUGACCAGGAUGAAGUGUGUUCAGUUGAUAAGUGGAUCCUAUGUGGGCGGCUUUCUUCACUCUUUAAUACAGACAUGUUCUACUUUUCGUCUUUUAUUCUGCGGUUCUCAUUACAUUCGCCAUUUCUUUUGUGAUAUUCCACCUCUGCUGAAGCUGUCCUGUUCUGACACCAUUAUAAAUGAAUUCAUUCUGUCUAUUUUUGCAUCUUCUGUCACUUUCACUUCCAUUAUUGUGAUUGUCACUUCUUAUAUUGCCAUUUUACAAGCUGUAUUUAGAGGUAACUCUUCCAAAGGGAGACAUAAAGCCUUUUCCACUUGUGCCUCUCACUUCACCUGUGUAAUUCUAUUCUACAGCACAGUUAUCUUCAUGUAUAUGAGGCCGAGUUCUAUAUAUUCCUUAGAACAAGACAGAAUUGUUUCUAUAGUUUAUACAUUGGUUAUUCCUAUGCUAAACCCUCUUAUAUACAGCUUGCGGAAUCGAGAAAUAAAGCUAGCACUGAAGAGGAUAAAAGCAUUCUAA